AUGUCGAAAAAGAAAUCGCGAGUGUGGACAUUCUUCGAUGAUGUUGAAGGAGAACCGACAAAAGUGAAAUGUAACCAGUGCCAGGGAAUAAUUUCACGCGGUGGUCAAGGUAGAAAAGCGAAUACUACAAGUAUGACUAAUCACAUAAAAUAUAAGCACAACGGGGUGAUGCCUCAAUUGGCAGGUUCUAUUAAAAGUAGUUCGAAUGAAGUCCAUUUGUCUUCACGUUUUCAAUCGCAACCUGAGCCCUUUUCACCGACGCCAGUUCCGUCAACUUCAGCGAGAGGCGAAGUUUACAUACAACAAACUAUUCAAGAUAGUGUAAUGGUCCAGUGGUCGCUUCAGGACUCCCGAUCAAGAGAAAUAAGUGUUGCUAUAGGAGAGAUGAUUGCCUUGGAUAACCAACCUCUAUCAAUUGUGGAAAACAGUGGUUUUAUCAGUCUAAUGAAGAAACUUAAACCAAAAUAUGUACUUCCUAGUAGAAAGUAUUUGUCAGAAAAUAUCAUUCCCAACAUUUAUGAGAAAACUAAAACUGAAAUACGAUACGGAGUGCUCAGCGCUACCGCGCUAUCCGUAACUACAGAUUUGUGGACAAAUACAAACAAUAAGGAAAGUUUUUUAAGCUUUACAGCACACUGGUUGGAUAACGAUAUGAAAUUUCGUCACGCAGUACUCCAGAUGAAACAUUUUCCUAUGUCUCACGAUGCACAUAGUAUAAAAGUGUGUCUCGAAGAAAUUCCUGCCUCAUGGAAUAUAAGUGCAGCCAAAAUACACGCUGUUGUGCGAGAUAAUGGGAGGAACAUUACGAAGGCUAUCGAUGAAUCGAUUUUCAAAGCAGUUCCAUGUUUUAUUCAUACUAUGCAAUUGGCAAUCCACGACUCGCUUAAAAUUGACUAUAUAGCACAAAUUCUUCAAAAAUCGAGGCGUAUCGUUACGCAUUUCAAUCACUCAGCACCAGCUCAACAAAAACUAAGUGCUAUUCAAAAAGAGCUUAAUUUACCUUUACAUCUUCUUGUUCAAGAUGUUUCCACAAGGUGGAACUCUUCUUAUUACAUGAUGUUUCGUCUGUUAGAGCAAAAACGAUCCGUUUCUUUGUAUGUGACAGAAAAUGCAGUUAAUUUUGAGAAUUUAUCGACCGAGGAGUGGAAGUUACUCGAAAAAUGCAUUACGCUACUAAAACCGUUUGAAGAGGUGACGAAAAUAAUUAGUUCAAGUUGCUCCUCGAUAUCUGAAGUUAUUCCUCACCUAAAAAUACUGGAAAAAUAUCUGGAAAACUAUACAGACGAAGACGGAAAUGAGCAAUUAAUGGAAAUGAAAACUGCAUUGCAAAAGGGCUUGAAAACUAGAUUCAGAAAUUUGGAACAGAAUAAAUUGUUUUACUUGCAACUUUGCUCGAUCCAAGGUACAAACUACAGUUUUUUGAUAAUGAAAAUAUAG
Molecule: messenger RNA, 1437 nt
Organism: Parnassius apollo (apollo)
Lineage: Eukaryota; Metazoa; Arthropoda; Insecta; Lepidoptera; Papilionidae
Source: the annotation of a GenBank genome assembly